CACACACUUGCAUCCAGUUGUAAUUAAUCUCUGGCUUCUUUGCAAUUCAUAAACUCAUGGCUAUUCGGACGACUUUGAAAGCUGUUAUGCAGCUUCUCAUCGUCAUCUCAUUCCUUGCAUUCUCCGUAGCAGCUCAAAUUCUCACAGCACAAGUAUCAACACCAACAUCAUGGACCAAUAAUAUAUCCCUACCAUAUGCCAAUUCUGCACGAAUAAUCCUCUCUGAUGGAAAUGCUACUGCUGCAUUCCAAAACAAAACGAUUUCUUCCGGAUCCAAUUUUGGUUCCGUUUGUGCAUUUCGCAGUGCUUAUGACGGUGAUGGUCGCUUCUUUCUUGUUGUUGCGUUGUUAACAAUAUAUACAGAUAAAUACUCUAAUUUGUCCAUACAAGAUUAUGCCAACAUAUGGUCUGCAAAUAGAAACAGACCCGUUGGUGAGAAUGCAAAGUUACAGUUACUAGUUGAUGGAAAUUUGGAGCUGAGAGAUGCAGAUGGAAGUCUGGUUUGGUCUACCAACACAUCUAACAAGUCUGUUGCAGGUAUGAAGAUGAUGGACACUGGAAAUCUUGUCGUCUAUGAUGCCAAUAACAAUAUUGUCUGGCAGUCUUUUGAUCAUCCAACAGAUACAUUACUUCCCGGCCAGAAAUUGGUGAGAGGCCAGAAGCUGGUGAGUAGUGUUUCAAAUGGCAAUAUCUCAGAGGGAAAUUUCUAUUUUUCUGUGACCUCUAAAGGUGUGUUUGGUUUUUAUCAAACUAAUGUCCCACAGAUGUAUCUUAAAUUAUCUGGUGAAAACCUGGAAAGCAUAGAGCUAAACUACAAUGGAUCUGAGGAUAUUGUGUUAUAUGCCAAUGCAUCUGCGUUUGAUGUGAGCAGGCUUCUUUAUCAAGCCUCUGUUCGUGGUAGACGAGGACCUUUCUUAAAAUUUGAAUCAAAUGGGCAUUUCAUUCUUUAUGACAGCAGUGGGAUUAGAGCUGAUGACAUGUUGACUCGCUAUCUGUCGAAAUGCGAUUACCCAACAGUAUGCAGUGACUAUGAACUCUGCUCAAAUGGAAUGUGCUCAUGUCCACCAGGACUUGCUCGAGACAAUCAGACAAAUGCUCAAGACAAAUCCGGAUGCUCAGAAAUUAAUGCAACGACAUGUGAAAAUCUUAAAUAUCAAUCUCUUCUUGCAUAUGAAAAUGUGUACCAUUUCAGCUAUAUUGACGAUGAUGCUGCAGCCCGUAAAGGAACAGAUGUGGAGAGUUGUAAGAAGGAAUGCUUGAAAAAUUGUUCAUGCAAAGUUGCUUUAUUUCGGUACCUUGAUAAUUUUCUCUUAGGGGAUUGUUUUUUACCCUCUCCCUUUCGCUCAUAA
Molecule: messenger RNA, 1349 nt
Organism: Hevea brasiliensis (rubber tree)
Lineage: Eukaryota; Viridiplantae; Streptophyta; Magnoliopsida; Malpighiales; Euphorbiaceae
Product: EP1-like glycoprotein 2
Exons: 1
Coding region: 57-1349 (430 amino acids)
Source: RefSeq, a predicted model, not a curated record